UUCGUCCUCAGGAUUUCACUCGGUCGUUUUCUUCCUGACACUUUUUUUUCGCAUCACACACAACGGGCUAAGCGAAAGAGGGACCACCCUAUGCACUAACUUUUGGUAAGUUCAUCUGGUCGUCAGUCCAUGGCUUCUGCUUUUGCUACGCCAGUUGCAUCCACCAAGGAGACGACCAACUAUGCACGGUUGUGUCGUAUUCUGGUGGACGUUGGAUUCCAUGCCUUGAGGGACACAUUCGACAGAAUUCACCCUCCAGCUGGACUGCAUUCUGUAUUGGCGCUUGGUACCCCAGCACACAAGAAACUGCAGUCACUUAAGUCAAGAAGAAUCCUCAAUCCUACUCAAUGGGUAAACUUGUUCCCUACCAUCCGUACAUCUGUUUCAUCAGCAAGCUUUGAUAUCACGUUAUUAAUGGUGCUGCUAAGGAAUAUAUGUGGUUUGACUCCACCCAUCACCGGCUGGGACAAUCCUCCUUCUGCUGCAGACACGAGUAUUGAAGCCAACAUAGCCAGGGUGAAGUACUACGGAAAUACUGUUUACGGCCAUGCCACACAAGCUUCUAUAGACGAUGUAACGUUUAACACCCUCUGGAAGGAUAUCAGUAACCCGCUAGUAACACUGGGAGGAGCGAGUUAUGGAGCUGCUAUCAAUAAACUCAAGUUUGAGUGCAUGGAUCUCGACACUGAGGAACAUUACAGAGAGCUGCUGUUGAAAUGGAAGAAAGGUGAAGACAACAUCAAAGAAAAACUUAAAGCAAUGGAAGUUGCUUUUAAAGAAGGCCAACUUAGUGACCUUGAACUAGAUGAGCUGGCAGGAAAGAUUGCUGCAAAGUGGGAGACGCUGGGACUUCACCUUGGAAUUAGUCAGAAUGUAGUGGAAGAAAUAGCCACUAAUGCAAAAGAUAAACCACGUGCGAUGUUAUUUCGUUGGAGAAAUACAUCAUCCUCUUGUACACCUUAUGAAGACCUCUACCACGCCUUAUGUCAUGUCCGAGUUGGUCUUGAUAAAGUGGCCAAAGAAUUUUGUUGCAAAAUCAAGGAAAGAUUUGGCGAGGUGGAAGAACAAAUGGGAAGACAAACGAAAAGCGUCAGAGAAAAGUUAGACCCCUUGAGGAAAUCCAGCCAAGAUGAAGACAAAAUUAAAAACGAUCUUCAACUGAUGAAAAGUGAGAUGAGGAACAAGAGUGACAAAUUAGACACUUUGAUGACACAGAGAGAGACCGAGGAUAAAGGUCAGUUCUAAAUAAAAACUGGGAGCAUUUUUGCACGGUAAAACAAAACAGCUUAUCCAGCGAAAAAAAAAAAACAUUUUCGCGAAAUUGAAAAAGUAAUGAUGUUAUGCAGUCAUUUGCCUAUUCUCAGCCGUAAAUGAGCCUUUUAAACUUUUGUUAAGAAUGCUCUGUAUUUAAGAAAUAGAUAAAAUGUGCCGUGUUGCUAUCGAGUUCUAGCGUUCUUUCAGGAAUGCCGUUCUCUGAUUGGCUACUCUACUCACUAUCUAUUUUGUUUUAGUAGAAUUC
Orbicella faveolata is the source of this 1519-nucleotide messenger RNA. RefSeq lists its product as uncharacterized. NCBI's taxonomy places the organism in Eukaryota, Metazoa, Cnidaria, Anthozoa, Scleractinia, Merulinidae. The record is from RefSeq and is a predicted model, not a curated record.